This is a messenger RNA of Clupea harengus (Atlantic herring), 2351 nucleotides long. Its product is annotated as NACHT, LRR and PYD domains-containing protein 12-like. The record is from RefSeq and is a predicted model, not a curated record. The transcript has 6 exons. NCBI's taxonomy places the organism in Eukaryota, Metazoa, Chordata, Actinopteri, Clupeiformes, Clupeidae. Gene Ontology annotation, molecular function: protein binding. Bases 65 to 1225 code for a protein of 386 amino acids.
CAGUAAUUCCCCGGUGAAGGAGCUGAACCUGAGUUGCAAUGACCUGCGAGAUGCUGGAGUUCAGAUGUUGUCACAGGGACUGAACCAGGCAAACCUGGAGACACUGAGACUUGCCAGCUGCAACCUCACUGGAAAUUCCUGUAAAACUCUGGCCUUGGUUCUGCAGGCAUCAGAGUCCCACCUGAGGGAGCUGGACCUGACCAACAAUGACAUAGCAGCUGCCGGAGUACAGGAAUUAUCUCCUGCAUUGAGUCACCCCAAUUGCAAACUUCACACACUGAUUCUGGCUGGAUGUUACCUCACUGGAGAGUCCUGUCGCCCUUUGGCUGCAGGUCUGCGGUCAGGUAACUCCCACCUGAGACACUUGGACCUGACCAACAACGACCUGGGCGAGCUGGGAGUGGGCCAGCUGUCUGCCGCGCUCGGUCAUCAGGACUGCAAACUCGAAAUACUGAAGCUCUCUGGCUGUCUGGUGUCAGAGAGGGCUUGUGAGCUUCUGGCCUCGGCCCUGACAUCAAAGCCCACCUCCCUGAAAGAGCUCGACCUGACCUACAAUCAUAUGGGAGCCUCUGCUGUAAGUCUGCGCUCCAAACUUCAACGAGAGGGGUGCCAACUUAACAUAGAUAGUAAUGCACAACGCUGGAUGAAACCAGCUCUACAGAAAUAUGCCUGUGAGCUCACGCUGGACAUAAGCACAGCCCACCCAGAGCUCGUCCUCUCGGAAAACAACCAGAGGGUCACCAGGGUGGAAGAGGACCAGUUAUACCCUGACCGGCCCCAGAGGUUCGACUGCUGCCCCCAGCUCCUGUGUCUGGAGGGCCUGACUGGCCGCCACUACUGGGAGGCGGAGUGGGGGGGCAGCGAGGUCGUCAUCGGAGUGGCAUACCAGAGUAUCCUCAGAAAGUCCCACGGGGCCAUCUGCAAGAUCGGCCUGAACACCAAGUCUUAUGGCCUGUGGUGCGAAGACGGCCACUACGCAGUGAGGUACGACGUUAACGAGACGACAUUGACGCCUGCCUGCUCGGGCUUCAGCCGAGUCGGGCUGUACCUGGACUGGCCGGCCGGAUCUCUGUCCUUCUACGCCGUUUCGUCGGGGAAACUCACCCAUCUGCACACGUUCCACUCCAGGGUCGGGGAUCCACCGCGUCCGGGGUUCUCGGAGGCCCUCUUCCCGGGGUUCUGGCUUCACCGGAAGUGCACCGCCUCCCUGUGCCAGGUGAAAUGAUCGCCAUUGGUGAUUGGUGCCAAAACAAACAAACAAACAAAAAAAUUAUAAUAAUUACACUGUUCUACCUUCUGUUCUGUACCACUGUUCUUCCGGUUUGGAUCGGACAAGUGAUUUAAACUGCUGUGGCACUCGAAAGGGGACCAGAAUCUGUAAGGGAGUUAUAAAUGAGUUCACACAACCGUAGGAGAAAGAAAGUUGUAAGGGAUAAUGUCCAUCAAGGUGUCACGUUAUACAACAUUAAUGUAGGAAGGGGAGGCAAAUCAUUUCACAUCGCAAAGUGGAGCAGAGUAUAUCUGCCAUUAAUUUCGUAUAACGAGACACUUUGAAGGCUGUUAUACUUCAACUAUACCCCGGGUACCACACAUUGAAUUCAAUUCAAUUCAAAGGACACAAUUGGUUCUGUUUAAAAAAGAAAUGUGUGUGUGUUCCACAUUCCACAGAUGUGUAUUCUACCAAUGAAAGUAUGGUGAUCAGACUCAUCAAUAGUCAUAAUUGACCUGACAGAUGUCACGUUCACCCUAGGCUUUAGUGAUAUACUUGUUCACUCUAUCACCCCCCAGGGGCCAGUGUAGGAAUAUACAGUAGGUGAAGGCCGUUGUUACCAAUUGCUUGUGAUAUAAUUAACAGAUUAGGUAUUUUUGACUAGACUGCUCGUGAUUUGUAUUGGCUUUCCCUUUUUUUAAUUGCUUUGACUUUUAUUGCCUUGAGUUUAAAUGUCCUGAUAUUACAUCAAGUGUUAACAACACUAUGUCAUGAUAUUAUGUCAAGUGUUAACUACACUAUAUCAUGUAGCUUAGUGUUUAGACAGCUGAUUUAAAAAAAUGUCGGUGUGUUCACUUUGAGCGUGUUCUCUAAAAAGACCUUUUGAAUUGGAGAGCUGCUGUUGCUAGUUUGAGUCUUAUUGGUAUUUGCUUUACACUGUUCCUAUAUUUGGUUUGCUGUGAUCAACUCAGGUGUGUGGUUUGAUGCAUUUGUAUGCCUCUUCUUGAUGCACAUUACUGGUUUUGUAUUUUAAGGACACUAUACUUUGCAGAAGAAACUCUCAGAUGUAAUGUAUGAACCUUAUCUUUUAUGUUCUUUGUUUUUGUGUUUUCAUACUUAUUUUAAUAAAACCGUGAAAAUA